This is a messenger RNA of Eriocheir sinensis (Chinese mitten crab), 1915 nucleotides long. RefSeq names its product phosphatidate cytidylyltransferase, mitochondrial-like. Gene Ontology annotation, cellular component: mitochondrion. Gene Ontology annotation, biological process: cardiolipin biosynthetic process; CDP-diacylglycerol biosynthetic process. Bases 123 to 1106 code for a protein of 327 amino acids. NCBI's taxonomy places the organism in Eukaryota, Metazoa, Arthropoda, Malacostraca, Decapoda, Varunidae. The transcript has 7 exons. The record is from RefSeq and is a predicted model, not a curated record. Gene Ontology annotation, molecular function: phosphatidate cytidylyltransferase activity.
AUGCCACCCGAAAGUGGCCCUUUGCGGGUCCCCUAGAAAUGAAAUUAAAUGAGAGGAUCAAGACUCAAGAGACUCAAGAGAGUGUGGUUAGUGUGCCGAUGAAAACGUGGUAAACAAGAGCCAUGCCCUCACGUUACUCACGCGUGUUGCAGAGCUUUCCAAAAGGAUAUUCCCUUGCUUUUGCGUAUGGCUCCGGAGUAUUCAAACAACUGGGACAUCGAAAUGUCAAAGAUAACAUGAUGGACUUCAUAGUGGCAGUCCGGGAUCCACAGGAAUGGCAUCAAGUGAACAUGGCACAAAAUCCUAAGCAUUACUCUGCACUGAGGUUUGGAGGGCCUCACUUCAUUGGCAGAGUUCAAGAAAACUGGGGAGCCAAAGUGUACUUCAAUACACUCGUUCCAACACAUGAGGGAAUGAUAAAAUAUGGAGUAAUAUCACACUCUAGUUUAGUGGCAGACCUGUUAGACUGGGACACAUUGUAUGUUGCUGGCCGCUUACAUAAGCCAGUCCUCUUACUGCACAAGGAAUCUGAAGAUGAAGAGCUUCACACUGCCCUCAAGUUGAAUUUGUUUUCUGCAGUGCACACUGCCCUUCUCCUGCUACCAGAGCUUUUCAGUGAAGAGCAGUUGUACAUCACUCUGGCUGGACUUUCAUAUGCAGGAGACUUCCGGAUGUAUGUUGGUGAAGACCAGAAUAAAGUGAAGAACAUAGUUGGGGCCCAAAAGCAUGAAUUUCGAAGCCUUUAUACACCAGUUCUUAAAGAACUAGAAGAAUAUGUAAUUCUGGACACACUCAGUGGAAUGGGAGAGCAAGACACCUCCCCACCAGCAAGGUUGUAUCAUCUCUCCAUGCUUCCUAAAAGAUUACAGCUUAUGUUGAUUAAGGAGUGGAAUAAGGACCGUAGAAAUAGAGAUCUAGAGGAUGUUCUCAGAGCAGCUGCUCAUGACACAGAUGUAGAGGAUGUCAUACGUAAAGGUAUUGAAGACAUUGUAAAGGUCUCUAGUUUAACUCAAAGCAUCAAAGGCAUACUGACUGCAGGUGCUCUCAAGUCUCUCAGGUAUUCUUGGUCCAAAGUGAAAAAAAUGUGGAAAAGUUUGCAGAGAUAACACAUUUUGUACUCUUGGGUUCCAUUUCAUUAUAUAGUCUACAGUGUAACUAAGGUAUGCGUGUAAAUUUGUAAAUAAAAUAUAAAGAAAUACUGACUAGCUAUUUAUAAUCAAAUUAUGACAAAUAUUAGAAGAAAAUGGCAUUUUACUUCAUGAAGGUAGUCUUGAGAAUAUUCUGACCCCAGGGUAUCAAAAUAUGAGAUAUUUGCACUACUGUAUGCAUCUAUUAACUGGAUCCCUGGAAACUGAUCAUAUAAGAAUUCCAAAUGAUUUUAUUGUAUAACAAAUUUUCCCUCACAUCAUGUGAAACUAGGCCAUCUGAACCCAAACUUAUGGCCAGCAGGAUGAAAACUGACUUGUUCUGAAUGAUUGAUGGUAUACUUCCAAGCUCCAGAAAUGUGAGGAGGGAAAUGUUACAAAAAUAUAUACAGCAAAAAUCCCAUGACAGUGUAGCUAAAAAUAAAUAAAAAAUAAAUAAAUAAAUAAAAUAAAAAAUCCUCAACAGUCUCAUAUCUUUCCUUAUUUUUUCUAUAUAAAGCACUUGACUUACCCUAAAUUUGUUUAAUAAUGAAGGGGUUUGAGUGAAUGCAGGGAAAAAUAAUGUCACCAUGUACUUGCUGCUUGGAAGUAAAAUGCUUAUUUGGCAUGAGCACAAAAAUGACCAAAGAUGUAAACUUUUUUUUUUUAUUUAUAUUGUGUUUAUUGUAUCAUAAAAUGCAAUGAGUUUCAGUGUGUCACUUAAAAUUUGCAUAAAGUAACAUUAGCUGACAGCCAGAAACUUUGUAUUGAUGGCCUCUAAUUGAAUAUAC